AUGUACAUUAUUAUUAACACCACCUUCGGACCCACAUUAAUUAGGGCAUCCCAACUUCAAACUAUGUAACCGUUUGAAAGGUACUUAAAUCCUUCCCAGUCUCAUUCUCCACCACCAUCUCAACCCACUAUCUCUUCUUUCCUCUCUCUCUCUCUCUCACACACAAAAGCUUAAGCAUCAAGUGGGAAUGAUGGGAAGUAGGCUAGACUGGUUCAUACCUGUAGUGGUAGCAGCCAUGGCUGCCUCUGCCAUGGCAUACACAGUAAUAGUCCCUGACUCAGUUCCCUCCACCCUGGUUGACACCCCUCAAACAGGCCUCUCCAUCUACACUGACAAUGCGCACACCGACCCGAACGAGCAGCAAGCGGUGUAUGACAUCAUGAAGGCGACCGGUAAUGGGUGGGCUACGACCAUCCCCGACAUCUGCAAGGGCCGGUGGCAUGGCAUUGAGUGCGUCCCCGACAACAAUCGCAUCCUCCACGUUGUCUCUCUCUCCUUUGGCGCGUUAUCUGAUGACACCGCUUUCCCGACCUGUGAAGAGGGGGCGUAUAUUUCGCCUUCUCUUACUAAACUCCCUCACAUCCGCCGCCUCUUCUUUUACAAGUGCUGCACCGAUGGCCCUCAGCCGAUCCUGUCGUUUCUUGGUCGACUUGGGAAGUCACUUGAGUCUUUGGUUCUUAGAGAGAAUGGGCAUGUUGGAAUCAUACCUGAAGAAUUGGGCAAUCUAACCCAGCUCAAGGUUCUUGAUCUCCAUGGAAAUGGACUGGUUUCUAGCAUACCGAAUUCUUUGGGUUCUCUGUCUAACUUGAGACUGCUCGACCUGAGUGAAAACAAGCUCGAAGGCCAAAUUCCUCAAAGCAUUAAAGGUCUGAGGAAGCUCAAUGUCUUGAAUCUGAACAAGAACCUAUUCCAUGGUCCAAUUCCUGACCAAAUUGGAUGCUGCACUUCUCUAAUUAAGCUCGACUUGAGCUCGAACCAACUCACGGGUCCAAUACCGGACAAGCUUGAGAGCCUCAAAUCACUGCUCUUAAUGGAUUUGAGCUUUAACGAGCUUUCAGGUCCAAUCCCCUCGACCAUCGGUGAAUUGGGUUCGCUUGAGGCUUUGGUAUUGAAGGGUAACCAAAUGGGUUCGAGCCAAAUACCAGAAAGCUUUGGAAAGUUGCGGAGCUUGAUGGCCAUGGUGAUGUCUAAUGUGGGUCUCAGUGGCCCUAUACCUGAAUCUUUGGGAAAGCUUUCCAAGCUCAGGGUUUUGCACUUGGACAAUAAUAGGCUUAAUGGAACCAUACCCAAAAGCUUGAGUGAGCUUGGUGAUCUGAGCGAGCUCAGAUUGAACCAGAACAAGCUAACGGGUCCGGUUCCUUUCACUAAAGAGAUGCUUUGGAGACUUGGAAGGAACAUUCAUCUAUCAAACAACUCAGGUCUGUGUUAUUCACCGGAAGAAGAGAGAGAAGAAGAUGAUGGUUCUCUCUCUCCCUUGGGUAUCAAGUACUGCAAGCUCAAAACCACAGCUCAUAUCUCGUCGCAUCGACAUCUGCACCUGUCGAACCAGAUAGCCCCCUUUCCUAGUUCAUCAGCUGCCAUGUCUAGGAGAGCUUAUGAUCUCGCACUGUACUUAGUAGCAGCACUACUAGUACUAGUAUGGUUUCUCGCUUUGUAAAUAUGAUUGAGUUGCAUGGUUGUACUAUAUUUGUUCCUUUAAGAAAUGCAAGUAAAGCUCAUGAUUUCAGGUUUCUGUCAAAA
Molecule: messenger RNA, 1740 nt
Organism: Amborella trichopoda
Lineage: Eukaryota; Viridiplantae; Streptophyta; Magnoliopsida; Amborellales; Amborellaceae
Gene: TMM
Product: Leucine-rich repeat (LRR) family protein
Molecular function (GO): protein binding
Source: RefSeq, a predicted model, not a curated record